AUGCCGAAGGUGUUUUCUUCAGCUUAAUUCGGUCAAAAUGACAAGUCGCAGGUGUAUCUUGCUAUCUGUGGUACUUCUGUGGUGUAUAACACAUGCAUCAAGCGAAAAACAGUUGAAACUAACGGAAGACAAAAAUAAACCACCUACUGAUGUAGACAGAUCGCUUUCCGAAAAGUCUCCAGAAGGGCAGUUACAUGCACAGAAAUCUGAAGAAACUCGGGACACCUCAAAAGCAGAGCCGGAUCAAGCAGAAAAAGCGAAAUCCGAAAAGCAGUUUGCAUCAAAAGAAGCUGAUGUGAACAGGGAUGACAUAAGUGACCAACAGGGUAAAGGCGUAAAUGACGAGGCUGAGUUUAAACGGCCCCUCGCAAAAGACCAGUUCCAAGAAGAACUGGUAAUCAAGCCUCUUCCAUCCGGAGACAUUUAUUCUAGUUUCCAGUUUCGCACACGAUGGGAUAUAGAUUUCUUCCAGCCGGGGAAAAAAGUGUCCCACUACAGGUUGUUCCCAAAAUCUUUGGGCCAGCUCAUCUCCAAGUUCUCCGUGCGGGAGCUGCACAUCUCCUUCACGCAGGGCUACUGGCGGACCAUGCAGUGGGGGCAGCCCUUCCUGCCUGCUCCUCCUGGUGCUGAGCUCUGGGUGUGGUUUCAGGACACUGUCACUGAUGUGGACGGUGCCUGGAAGGAGCUUACCAAUGUGAUAUCCGGAAUCUUCUGUGCCUCCCUUAAUUUCAUUGACACAACCAACACUGUGCAGCCGACUGCCUCCUUUAGGUCCCUGGGGGUGGGAAAUGUGACGGACCAGAAGUUUCUCCGCUACGCUUUAUUGCCUCGGGAGAUUGUGUGCACAGAGAAUCUGACGCCGUGGAAGAAGCUGCUUCCUUGUGGCUCGAAGGCUGGACUAGCGGUUCUCCUGAAGUCAGAGAAGCUCUUCCACAGCAGUUUCUUCUCGCAGGCCGUGCACAUUCGGCCUAUAUGCCAGGACUGGCAAUGCAGGACUAUGGCGUGGGAGCUGAGACAGACGCUGAAUGUGGUCUUUGACCUGUACACUACUGGACAGAACAAGAAGGAGUGGUCCCUAUUCAAGAUGUUCUCUCGCACCCUGACUGAAGCUUGUCCUCUGGCCUCUUCUAGUAAGGUGUACAUAGACGUCACAGACAACCCCCAAGGGGAGCUGUUUGAACUUCACCCAUCUUCAGCCACUCUGAAUCAAGCAGUUGUUCUGGGAGACCGCAGGACAUAUGCUGUAUAUGAUCUUAAGAUGAUGGACACCUUUGGGUCUUUGCGAACAUUAAACAUUGUUCUGCGUUGGAAGACGUCUAGUGGGGCGGACAUGCUUCGCCCCCUACUGCACGGCGAGCGCUAUGUGGCUGGUUAUGGGCUGCAGACGGGAGAGAUUCACACCCUGAUCAGCAACAACCAUCCCUAUCGGGCGUUUCCCGUGCUGCUCCUGGACGUGGUUCCCUGGUACCUCCGCAUGUACAUCCAUACUCUGACCGUCACCAGCAAGGCCCUCCCCAACAAGCCCAGCUACAUUCAUUACCAGCCUUCUAAGGACCGAGUGCGCCCCCAUCUGUUGGAGAUGCUCAUUCAGCUGCCGCCCAAUUCUGUCACCGAGGUGACUGUGCAGUUUGAGCGGGCACUGCUGAAGUGGACAGAGUACACCCCCGACCCAAACCAUGGCUUAUACGUAGGGUCCUCUGUAAUCAGUGGGCUGGUGCCAAGCGUUGUCGCCAUGGAUACCAACAGCAGCCAGGAAUACCCCCUGUUCAGCACCUUCUUCCCGUGCAAGGAGGAGUCCAGCUACUUUGUGCGCGUGUACACCGAGCCCCUCCUGGUGAACCUGCCCACCCCGGACUUCAGCAUGCCCUACAAUGUCAUCUGCCUCACCUGCACCGUCGUCGCCGUGGGCUACGGCUCCCUCUAUAAUCUCCUGACCCGCACCUUCCAGGUAGAGGAGCCAAGCCCCGGUCUGGUGAAGCGCCUGGCCAACGUCAUCCGCUACUUCCGUGGCGUGCCGCCGUUGUGAUGUCACUGCUCCGCUGCCGCCGUUGUGAUGUCAUUGCUCCGCCGCUGCACUGCCAAGGACUGUGGAUGGGUUAUUUUUUUCCUCGUGCACCGAGGGGAAUUUGCAUCAGGUCGCAUUACUGAAUCUCGGAUCUUUAUGUGGCAUGUGUUUUUUUGGUUUGGUUUGAACUUAAGACUUGAGAUUUGUCUUCUGUUUUUAUUUAAGAGUUCAGAAAUUUAUGGGAAGGGGGGACUAAGGAAAUGUUCUCUCCCCCCC
This is a messenger RNA of Paramormyrops kingsleyae, 2281 nucleotides long. It is a transcript of the gene pigt, whose product is annotated as phosphatidylinositol glycan anchor biosynthesis, class T. Lineage: Eukaryota; Metazoa; Chordata; Actinopteri; Osteoglossiformes; Mormyridae. Gene Ontology annotation, cellular component: GPI-anchor transamidase complex. Gene Ontology annotation, biological process: attachment of GPI anchor to protein. The record is from RefSeq and is a predicted model, not a curated record.